CCAUCUUUCCACGCUAACUGGUAAACUAAUUGAAAAUUAUAGAGUUUCCCACUUGAUGACAGCCCGACUUUACGCGGCGACUUGACCGCCUAUUUUUUGAAUUGAAAUGAAGGACGGCAGUUAUAUUUAAAUGUGAAAUAAUAUGAUACUGGACCUGUGUUUAUAUUUAGAAAAGUAAAUUAUUAACCUCCGUAAACGCAUAGAUAACAUCAUAGUUGUGUGUAUAAACAGCAAGCUUGCACAGUAAAAUAAGUCUAAAAUGCUCAUUAUUUCAAAAUACAUGCAGGCUUUCAGUGUUUCACAAAUUCAGCCAUCUUUCAGAAUUUUGUUUGAACAUAAUGUGAUAAACAAUUACCUUUCAAAAUGCCGAACAAUGCGGAACUAUGUAAAUACCUCUGAACACCCUGCGCGGCUUGAGUCCACCCUGUAUGGAUGAAAAUCGAUGCGAACAACAAAACAGACCUUGAAUACCAGAAAAACGAUUGAAAACUCCAAAUGUAGAACAACAGCAAUUUUAGGCUGCGCGGCUGCAGGGCUUUUCCAAAUGAUGGGAGAGGUAAAAUGCGAUGCGUCAAUAAAGAACCCUUUUAAGACAGGAAACGAGCCUGAAGUUAUAAUAAGAAAGGCCGUAACUGCACUUAUUAUAACCGGGAUCAUUGCCGCUGUAAACUGGCUUACUUGGGGCCUGUUAGCCAAUCCUAUAUUAGGAUUAUUGAUCAUUUUUGCUGGUGUUUACUACGAAAUUGACAGACAAGAAAAGGAAAAGUCUACUAUCCGCAUUAAGCUAUAAGAUAUCUGCCUAUAAUUGGAUUUUUUCGGGUUAUACAUACAGGGUGUUCAUUUGAA
This is a messenger RNA of Acanthoscelides obtectus, 846 nucleotides long. Lineage: Eukaryota; Metazoa; Arthropoda; Insecta; Coleoptera; Chrysomelidae. The record is from the annotation of a GenBank genome assembly.